Pocillopora meandrina is the source of this 1177-nucleotide messenger RNA. NCBI's taxonomy places the organism in Eukaryota, Metazoa, Cnidaria, Anthozoa, Scleractinia, Pocilloporidae. The record is from the annotation of a GenBank genome assembly.
AUGGUUGAUAAAGAACUGAAAAAGAAGAGAACGACUCUGGAAAAGGAAAAAGCCUUACUCGAUGAAUUUGAACCUCCUCUGGCGAAUCAAUUGAAAACAAAUCGGAUUGCUCGUACAGAAAAACUCAAUGUCCUUGUAGCCCCGGACGACGAAAUUCUGUCUAUAAUAACAGAAAAGCAAAUCGAGGAUGAAAUCAAGGAAAAUGGAAGCUUCAGAGAAUCUAUUCAUCAAAUAUAAUGGAAAUUGACGAAACUUUCAACGCAGUUGAACUGGAAAAGGCAGGAAAUACAGAUAAGUCAAUUCCUCUCUCUAAGUCUAAUUAGCUUACUGAAAGUCUUGGAAUCAGAAAGGAAAAACUGUCGAAGAUUUAUCUUAAGAAGUUCUGUGGUGAUCCCAUUUCCUUCAAUACAUUCUGGGAAUCAUUUGCAAGUGCUGUCGAUGACAACCCUAGUUUAUCAGAUGGUGAUAAAUUCAAUUAUUUGAAAAAUAUGUUAGAAGGGUCAGCCGCAGGAGGCGUUCGAGGGCUUACGCUUACAGCAGAAAAUUACGAGAAAAAACCAUCAUCGUCAUGUAUUUAUUUAAAGAAAUAUAAGGUUUACAAAACUUCAUGUCCUGCAAAUAGCUACAAUGCUAAUCUAGGCAGGAUAAGACUUUAACUAAAGGCGUUAUUAAAUUACAUAAGAAAAAAGAAAAGAAGAAAUACAAAAACAUACAGAAAGAAACACCUUACAUAUAAAUUCAAGUACAAGGGAUUUUGUUAUUUGAAAAAGACUAAAAUUACAACUAGAGGUAUAUACAAUAUAUACCGAUUUGUACAACCCCAGGUAAUCAUUAAUGCUCACACGGAGGGAUUAGUGAAAGUAUCAGCUGUAAGAGUGGACAAUGUCUGAGACGUCUACGCCUUCUUUAUGAUCGAGUCAAAGCACACGUUCGGGCUUUACAAGCCCUAGGAAUAAACUCUGCAUUGUUUGGGAAGCUUUUGAUUCCCCUUUUCAUGGGAACAUUACCUCCGAAUAUGCGCUUGAAAAUUUCAAGGGUCGCGGAUCAAACAGAAUGGAAAUUAAGAAAAUUCAAGAAAAUUUUGAAGAACGCGAAGUUGAAGUAUGACGAGCUUUUGACUGCAGUGGUGGGAGUGGAAUGUGUACCGAGGAACCCCUUACGCCUUCCCAUCUUUUGA